Molecule: messenger RNA, 672 nt
Organism: Merops nubicus (carmine bee-eater)
Lineage: Eukaryota; Metazoa; Chordata; Aves; Coraciiformes; Meropidae
Product: fibronectin type III domain-containing protein 9-like
Exons: 1
Coding region: 1-672 (223 amino acids)
Molecular function (GO): protein binding
Source: RefSeq, a predicted model, not a curated record
AUGGGAAUAACUGUCCAAAACAUCACAGGAACCACAGCAAUGGUCAUUUGGCCAAAAAUGGCGGGUUGUGCCGACAGCUUUUACAGCAUCAUGUACCACCCCAACUGGAACAGCAUGCUAUCCAGUUACUCAAGGAAGAGCUUCCAGAAGGAAGAGAGGGUUCCCACCAGCCGCUCCUCCUUUGUUGUUGAAAACCUCACUCCACUGACCACGUACAUUGUGUGCGUGACCUGCCAGUCUGCAAACCCCUCCAGUGACCAGUGCAGGGUUUUCACCACACUGGAGCGAGACCCGGCGUCCGUCAGCAACACCAAGAGAGAGCUGGCACUGGGCAUCUGGCUCACCAGCAGCGUCCUGCUCCUCAUCAUCGCUGCCAUCCUCCUCUACGGCUGCCUGCACCUCCUGUGCCGCAGGAGACGAGAGCGUCUGCAAGGGCAGAACGGGACCUCCAAGCAAGACCACGGGAGGGUGUGGACCAAAAGUGCAGCGUACGCCUCAGAGGAGCUUGGCAGGCAGAGCCAGCUGAUGCAGGACACCGAGGAGAAGCAUCCAGGCACCAUCCAGCUGGCUACAAUCAUAGAGAACCCCUCAGCAAUCAAGGAGCCAGUCACGCUGACUUCCAAAAGCCGGGAGCGAGUGCCAGUGACAGGACAGUGCUCUGCUAUAAAUUAG